Mytilus trossulus (common blue mussel) is the source of this 787-nucleotide messenger RNA. RefSeq lists its product as uncharacterized. NCBI's taxonomy places the organism in Eukaryota, Metazoa, Mollusca, Bivalvia, Mytilida, Mytilidae. The transcript has 13 exons. The coding region runs from base 236 to 604 and encodes 122 amino acids. The record is from RefSeq and is a predicted model, not a curated record.
AUAAGAUUAUUGAAAUGUUAUAUCAAAAUUAUAUUGGCGUAAAUUUUAUUGCAAAUCGGGCUGCUACAAGGAUAUCCAUUUAAAGGCUGCCUCUAUGACUUUUAUUUGUCGGUCGUUCUGCUAUUGUGACGUUUGCCAACGCAUAUAUAAAAGGAGGAAUCUUACUCAAUACAACGAAAAUAAUAAACAUUAACAUCUAUAACUUGGACUUAAGGAUAAAUACAAAUCCGUUACAAUGAAUUUUUACCUUCAAAUUCUUCUGUUUUUCACAAUAAUAGCACUAGCCUCAUCACAAACUUUUAGAAGAUUCAGAGCAAUACCAAGAAGAACAGCAAAUAGAUAUAUCCAAAGCAGAAGAUCAUCAUCACCGUUACUGGGAGGUUACUCACCUUUUCCACAAUUUGAUUUAGACUUUUUCUCUCAACCAGUUGGUAGUUCACAACCGAUAAUAUUUACUGGAGAUGCACCAGAUAUAGAUAUGCCUGAUGUUUAUAAUCCAUAUGAGCAUCUAUCUGAUAUUGAUGGGGUAGAAUACAUGCAUCCAGGAUACGUAGGAGGUGGCUACAGAGCCAUACAACCAAUGUAUGGAUACUAUACAGGGUAACCAUAAGAAUAAUGCAGAGAAGGAGACCAUAUACAAGAAGCUACAAACAACAAUGACUUGCUAUACAAUGUUAACAUAAUAUAUAUUGUCAUUGUUUCCCAGUCCAUAAAUUAUUUGAUACGUAAUACUAGACUCAGUGUAUUUGUCUUGUCAUAUUUAAAUAAUAAAAUGUUCAAUGUGUUA